Odocoileus virginianus texanus is the source of this 1580-nucleotide messenger RNA. The record is from RefSeq and is a predicted model, not a curated record. Lineage: Eukaryota; Metazoa; Chordata; Mammalia; Artiodactyla; Cervidae.
GUAGAGUUUGGAAAGGACAACUAAUCUGUUUUCCAAACAGAUUUUCAUAAAUAACUGACAGGAGAUGGGCUGCUUCUAUCAAAGUAUUAACCCAAGUGAUGGGGGUUAAUCAUUAAACCUUUUAGGUGGUGGCUUGCUUCUUUGUCUCAUAUUCUAAUCCGGGUCACAGAAUGGCUAAGGCAGCUUUAAGUGAAGGGUGAAUUUUUUUUCCUUCCGUUUGCCUUGUGUUUUCCACUCUGAAAGAAUGUUGUGGCUGCUCUUUUUUCUAGUAACUGCUAUUCAUGCCGAUCUCUGUCAACCAGAUGCAGAAAAUGCUUUUAAAGUGAGACUUAGUAUCAGAACAGCCCUGGGAGAUAAAGCAUAUGCCUGGGAUACAAAUGAAGAGUAUCUCUUCAAAGCAAUGGUGGCUUUCUCCAUGAGAAAAGUUCCCAACAGAGAAACAACUGAAAUUUCCCACGUCUUACUUUGCAAUGUAACCCAGCGGGUGUCGUUCUGGUUUGUGGUUACUGAUCCUUCAAGAAAUCACACCCUUCCUGCCGUUGAGGUACAGUCAGCCAUCAGAAUGAAUCGAAACCGGAUCAACAAUGCCUUCUUUUUGAAUGACCAGACUCUGGAAUUUUUAAGGAUUCCUUCCACUCUUGCACCACUUACUGACCCGUCUGUGCCCAUCUGGAUUAUUAUAUUUGGUGUGAUAUUCUGCAUCAUCCUUGUGGCGACCAUGCUAUUGAUUUUAUCAGGAAUCCGGCAACAUAGAAGGAAGAACAAAGGACCAUCUGAAAUGGAAGACACUGAAGAUAAGUGUGAAAACGUGAUCACAAUUGAAAAUGGCAUCCCCUGUGAUCCCCUGGACAUGAAAGGAGGGCACAUUAACGAUGCUUUUGUGACAGAAGAUGAGCGGCUCACCCCUCUCUGAAGGGCUACUGUUUUGCUCCCCACCUGAAACUCAACACUUGUGUCUGUGCAACUGCUGAACAUCACAAUUAAUCGAGUCAAGACUAUGUAUUUUGUUUUCAUCACUCUUCUUUUGUAAGAAGUUUGAAUGUGCGUGAAAUGAAAAGGCAAUGACUUAUACCCAUGAAGACAAUUGGAAUCAUAAGCUGCUGACGAUUCAAAAUAUUCUAAAAUAUUUCCCUGACAAUACAGUGUAUAAGUAUAGUCAUCUGGCAUUUGCAGUUAUUGAUUUUAAAAAUAUAUUAGUAUUUAAGCAUUUCUAGUCAUAAGGUCAGGCCAGCAUAUAUAUAUACAUAUAUAUAUAUAUCUCACACUUUUGAAGACCUAAGGAAAAAAUAAUUUUACAAUGGAGAAUGCCUAUAAUAUGGUGUCUAAAUCAUUGAAAGUGGAUCCUUUUAAAUAUCAUAUCACUCUGUAUAUGAUUAGAUAAGGAAGAAUAACAAUUACUGUAAAUUGGAUGGAUAAAAAUGGGAGUGUUGAAAUACAAGGUGGAACUUGAUCCUGUUAUCAUACCAACAAUUGCUUAUAUAUUUUUUCUAUCAGUCUCUAAUAGGGCAGCUCUGCAGUUUGUAAAAGUACAGUCUGUGCUAACUUAAUAAAGUACUAAUCAUCUCUGUUUGAUUAACUGA